Messenger RNA from Acaulospora morrowiae, 1013 nucleotides. The record is from the annotation of a GenBank genome assembly. Lineage: Eukaryota; Fungi; Glomeromycota; Glomeromycetes; Diversisporales; Acaulosporaceae.
CAAAUAAAAAAUUCGCGGAUCGUUAUGUACUUGUUACUGGUUGUGAUUCUGGUAUUGGUGGCCUGAUUGCAAAAGCAUUACACAGAAGGGGUUAUUAUGUGUUUGCCGGUUGUCUCACAGAGGCUGCAUUUAGAGACUUUCUUGCGAAUAAUUCAGCACCAAAUUUCCGACCUUUUUUGCUUGAUGUAACGAAGGAGGAUUCUAUUAAACAGUGCGUUCGUAUGGUAAACCAUGAAACAAAGGAAAAGGGCUUAUUUGCUUUGAUCAAUAAUGCCGGGUGUAAUGAAGGUUUCGCAUUUGAAUUCACCUCAAGCGAACAAAUUGAAAAAACUAUGGAAGUGAAUUUUAUGGGUCCCAUCAAAAUUAUCAAAGCAUUAUUACCUAGCUUACGACAGAACAUCAAAUAUAACCUAAAAAAACUGAAGAAAGAUCAAGAUAUCUCUCCUCGCAUCAUCAACAUGACUUCUGUAUUAGGUAGAACUACAUUUCCUUUCUACGGUGCAUACAGUGCAUCAAAACAUGCCUUGGAAGCCAUGCUUGACACGAUAAGAGUAGAAUUGCUUCCAUGGAAGAUUCACAUAACCAUGAUUGAACCGGGCCCAAUUAAAAGCAGAUUGACAAAUCCUGAUUUAGUCGAAAUUUCCAAGAAAUUUUUUGCAUCUCCUGAAAUUACGGAACAAACGUUGACUCUUUACGGAGAAGAUUACAUUCAGAAAGCAAUUGAAUUUUGGCAAAAGUUGCAUUCUGGACAGGAUAGUCCGCGAGAAAUAGUGAGAACUGUUAUUGAGGCAGUGGAAGCAGGAUUUCCUAAAGAUCGUUAUGUUGUUGGUACAGUCGCUAAAGUGCAUGUUCUAAUGCAUGACUUUCUGCCAAGGUGGGUUACUGACUUGGUCUGGGGUAGUAUGAUUCGAUUGGUUGGAGUCUGGCCAAAAGAGGUAAAGGAAUUAGAAGAUGGCGUUACAGACAACAAAACUCCUACCUCCUCCGCUUCUCCAACAGUGGAGGUUGGCUGA